Molecule: messenger RNA, 2466 nt
Organism: Scedosporium apiospermum
Lineage: Eukaryota; Fungi; Ascomycota; Sordariomycetes; Microascales; Microascaceae
Exons: 7
Coding region: 1-2466 (821 amino acids)
Source: RefSeq, a predicted model, not a curated record
AUGGAUGUUGGGGAUACGCUAAGUAUCGCGAAAUUCGCCUGGGAGGUGUACAACUAUGGAUGGACUCCAGAGUUGAGAGCAAGCACAAACUACAACUCCUUCGGCUCCGAAGUCCGUCACCUCGCCCAAAACCUCGACCUCCUCUCCAGCGUCGUCCUCCGCGCCCAGAAAUCCCUCCACGACGCCGGCGCCCCCUCCUCCUCCCGCCUCCGAUGGGACCCCAACUCGCUCUUCGAAAUCGUCGGCGACUACGGCGCCACCCUGCGCGAAUGCCGCCAGCUCCUCGACGACAACAGGCGCUUCGGCGCCGCGACGAAUAAUCCGCUGAGGAACAUCGAGUGGAAUGCGCUGGUCCAGGGGAGGGUGGAUAAGUUGAGGGUGAGGGUGCAGAUGCAUAGUUUGAGUGUUCAGACCGUGUUGAAGCCUUUUGAGAUCGACCUCCUCACACGAGUCCACGAAGACCUCUCAAGACGCAUCGGCGCCGUGCACGACGAACUCCGCUCCGUCCGCGGCGAACUCCGCAGCCUCAUAGGCGUCCUCGUCCCCGACCUCAAAACCGCCCUCGACGAGCAAGCAGCCCGCAAAAUCCACCUGCUCACCGUCCCCGCCGACCUCGCGGGCGAAUUCGAGGAUGCCUUCAGUCUCCACCCAGCGUGCGUCGAGCCCGAUCAGCAGCAGUACCCGGCGCUGCGGGAUAUGGCCGAUGCUUUUAUCUAUCGGCUGGAUCGGAGCACGGUGGGGUUCGUUCCCGGGUUGACUGUGACCGAGAGAAUUCCCGGGGUGGAGCAGUAUUUGAAUUUGUUGAAGUGCCUCGUUGCGCCUGCCGUUAGCGAUAUCGACGGCGACAUGCUGCAGCUGUGGAUCGAGGAGGCGACGAAGCCUUUGAUUGAGACUGUGAUCACCAAUGUCAUGAUGGAAGAGCUUCUCAACACCGUUCUCUUCAGCACCUCUCCAAACAUAUCCAAGCGUCUUCGGCUCCUGAGACACUUGGGUUCCCAGGACAAACGAUUCCGCCUCGUUAUAUCUGCCGUCGAGAGGCGGGCAAAGGGUCCACCGCGGCAAGAACUUAUCCCCGUGGAUUUUGACAUUACAUCGUCGACGCUCAAUCCUGUUUAUGCCCUCUCAAGCACGUUCGAGCCGCCCUUUGAAAUGAUUCUCACAAACAAUAACCAGAUUUAUCCUCUGGCCUUUUGCACCCUAGACGACGCCCUCGAGUUUCAGCAGGGAGUGACGGGAUUCAAGGUCGCCGAUGGAUAUUGCCAAAACCAUACAACAGCGAGCUUCGUUAUCGAAGGGCAAGGCAGCUCCCUUUUCGAAGAAGCCUCCGUUCAACUCUGGCUCCACCGCCGGCUCCCAGGCAGCCUAGUGACGGACACAGCCGACUUUCCAUCUCCCGUUGAACGCUCCAUGUCCACCAUCUCCAUCCCAUCUCCGCCCUCCAACACUACCUCGCGCUCUACGACCCUUCAAAACCCCCCAACCGUCGACUUCCGCUCUUCGUUCUCCCCCACAGAAACCAUGGCCCACGGCCUUGGCAUCACAAGCAUCAGCUCCAGCCCCGGCCAAACCUCAACCAUCAACGGCAACCAUAACAGCCACCACAAUCCUCAGCAGCCCCGCUCCUCUCCGCUCCCAUCUUCGCCCUAUUUCCAAAACACCCACCGAUCCCAAACCAUGACCUCCUUCGGUCCCCUCAGCACGUCGCCCGUCCAAGACCCACCACAAUCGCCGCCCUCCUCUAACGGCAGGCGAGACUCCGUCUUCUCCUCCCUCUUCAAACGCAACAAAAAACCCCGUGCGCCCAGCAUAACAACCACCAAAACCCAAAAAUCCUCCUCGUCCUCCGCCUCCAACACAACCGAAGCCACCGUAACCGUCCUCUCGCCCACCGGCCGCGCACAAACCGCCGUCAUCCACACCAAACCCCUCAAACCCCUCCUCGUCCUCUUCACGUCCAACGCCCAGCAAAACACCCGCGCCACGGUCGUGAUAUCCAUCGACGAAAAGACCUUGCCCAACCCCCAGCGCUGCUGGUGUCAACAGGGAACCUCCCCUGAAGGUGGUCCUUGCAAGAUCACGGCCAUAGAGCAGUGCCAAGGCGCUAAGCCCCUCGAGGCGAAGCGGUUGCAGAGCCGUUCGGGGGAGUGGGAUCUGUUAGCCCUUGCGGCGCCGAGGAGGAGUUCGCUGGCAGCAGAGUGGAGGGGUUUGAAUCGGUUGAGUAUUUUGUUCGCGGGGCCCGAGGCGCGGCUGGUUUUCGGGGGCACAUUUUGUAGGUGCGAGAGACAGACGGAGGGAGAGGUGCUGGAGUGUAUGCGGAGGGGACAUCUGGGGCUUUUGGGGAUGGCGAGGGUGUUGUAUCGGAUUCAGUCGACGCAGUGGUACAAGGGGCGGUAUUUGAACUCGGUGCAUAUUUCGGAUCGGUCGCUGGGGGAGGGGCCUGGUGAGGUGGGGUGGACUGGGUCGUGA